Choloepus didactylus (southern two-toed sloth) is the source of this 1336-nucleotide messenger RNA. RefSeq names its product ras and EF-hand domain-containing protein-like. The coding region runs from base 1 to 291 and encodes 96 amino acids. The record is from RefSeq and is a predicted model, not a curated record. The transcript is spliced from 4 exons. Lineage: Eukaryota; Metazoa; Chordata; Mammalia; Pilosa; Megalonychidae.
AUGGCCAGUCUGGGGGGUGGGAUUACCUGGGAAGCUGCAUUUGAGCAUAGUGGCCUGAGCCAGGACCUCCUACCCAGAAAAGAGCAAGCUAGUACCCUGUAUGAAAACAUCAACCUCGUGGAGUUGAGACUCAUUCAGCCAUAUGAACACGUUAUAACGAACUGUAUCUGUGAAAUCAAACUUCAGAGCCCGGAAAUGGAAAACCUGGCCAUUGCCGUGAAGAGGGGUCUGCAUGAGGGUAAUAAAGGGUGGUCUUCUGAUCUACAAAUGUUGGAGAAAAUUCUGGAGUAAGGACCUGAGCACCGGAGUUGGCUUCCCUUGAGUGGUGUGACUGGCAGGCAGACACGUGGAUUCUUCAGAUUGUCCAGUGACUAUCUGUUGAAACACACACAGGUACACACAGACCCACACAAAGGUAUGUGGACACACACACUGACACAGCUUCUCAGGACAGUUCCAUGUAAACCCUAAGGGAAUAAGGGAGCAGUGUCCUUUAUGUUCUCAUCACUACCUCUCUCCCCAUGGAUUAGCACGUCACAUUAGGAUGAGCUGUGCUGGUGUCUUCUCCCUGAACGCCUUCUCCUUUCAAAGCCUGUGCUCUCUGGCUGGGAUCUGGAGCCUGGCUCCAUUCUGAGCCAGCAGUUUCUAUUUGCCCCUCUCCUCCUAGCUGUCAAAGACCUCGCUUCCAUGUUUAAAUGAUGACCUGUGAUCAUAGGGCAGGCUCGGGGCUCCCUGGGCAGGUGACAUCUGUUUCCCACCAAGGGAUCCUGGGACAAGAUUUUUCUCACCUCUAAACUCAGGGCUCAUUGCCCUCUCCUCUAAAUGCUCCCUGUCUCCUUUGGGAUAUGUGGGAAGCUACUUGUCUCUGACACAUCCUGAAUGGGGAAUUUCUGGUCGUAUCUGUGAUGCCUCUAAAAACCCAUCCUCUCUACAGUUGCAAUAAGUUCAGUGUAGAGAGAGCUGCAGAAAGAAAGUUUGAGCUGGAUCCUGUAGUCAGGUCCUCUUAAGUUUUUCUCAUCUUGAAAAGCCCUGAAUUGCUUUUGUGUGUGGUGUUGUGUGUGUGUGUGUGUGUGUUUUGUAAUGACAAAACAAAGGAACCUGGGGUGAGGGUGAACGUGCAGUGUCACUGUCAACCUCCCUCCAUGCCCCCUUCCCUUCUAGAAACCAAAGCAGUGACUCAGCAUGCUGACCCCUACACCCCAGUGUGACAGACAGAAGCCACCACCUUCUUAUGAGAGAAAAACAUAUAUAUUUGGGGAAUAAUAAACAUCUUGGUUUGGGAGAAGCCAAAACCAUAGAAGAUGGGUUAGCAUGAAAAAAAAAAAAAAAAAAAAAA